AAAAUUUAAAAAAAUAUAUAGCUAAACAAUUAAUAGUUAAAUGGAAAAAGAUAUGAGCGUCAUAUUAUUAACUGUAGCACAAGCUGAAGAAAGUCUGAAUAAAUGUAAAUUGGGCAAGUACGGAACUAAUUGUUUAGCAGAUUGUGAAUGCAACCCGAUGGGAUCAACUGGAAAGUGUAACUUUUAUGGGCAAUGUGAUUGUCUCGAUGGCUAUUGGCACUAUAAAUGCAAUAAAAAAUGUGAAAAAUGCCCUUCAAAUAAAUGUCAUUUUUGGGGUGACUGUAUAUGUGAAGAUUUUAAAUAUGGAAAAGAUUGCGAAAAAGACUGCAAAUGCGAUAUUCGCACUUCAUCUGGGUGUGAUCAUGCAGGCAAAUGUUUAUGCAAGGUUAUCCCUGACAACAAUCAAACGUUAACUCUGAAGAGUUUAUGUUUGGAGAACCAAUUUUGUGAUACUGAUGGAAGUUGUAGAUGCAAAGGUUGGAAAUAUAGACCUAAAUGUGAUCGAGAGUGCUCUUGUAAUAAAAACAAUUCGAAGUUACCAUGUGAUUACGAAGGAAGAUGUACAUGCAAAAUGGGUUAUUAUGGCCAAAAAUGCUAUUCAGAAUGCCCAAAUGAUUGUCAAAAUUCCUUCUCACAUAAUAGUUGCAGCUUAGAUGAUGGAAGAUGCUUGUGUAGAGAUAACUAUUAUGGAUUGAAAUGCGAAAAGAUGUGUAAUUGUGAAAAAGGUGAUUUUUGUGACAUGACAUCAGGGAAAUGCCGAAAUUUAGAAGAAAUAGUUAAAGGAAUGAAGAAUUAUGGUAUUUUGUAGAAAAUUGGAAUUUAUAAAAUAUUAUAUCUAUGUUAAAAAUUUCAUAUAUAUCCUAAUUACUU
Messenger RNA from Gordionus sp. m RMFG-2023, 870 nucleotides. RefSeq names its product cell death abnormality protein 1-like. The record is from RefSeq and is a predicted model, not a curated record. Gene Ontology annotation, molecular function: scavenger receptor activity. The coding region runs from base 41 to 808 and encodes 255 amino acids. NCBI's taxonomy places the organism in Eukaryota, Metazoa, Nematomorpha, Gordioida, Chordodea, Parachordodidae. The transcript has 10 exons.